AUGGGGCAUGAACAUCGUGGGACCAUUUCCCAUGGUGACAGAUGGUCAUCAAGUUCAUCUGGUAGAACAUCCUCUAUCAGUUCGACAUCCCCCGUCGUCUUGUCUCGGAUAACGGGAGACAGUUCGCUAGUCAGAAGCUCAAAGAGUGGUGCAAAAGCUAUGACAUCUAGCAGACCUUCAUCUCAGUCACCUACCUCUAGAGCAAUGGUCAGGCGGAGGAUCACAAACUGGGAGAUCUUCAGAAGCUUACAAACUCGGCUCGACCAUGCAGGAGGUAACUAUGUCAAUGAACUCUCAAGUGUCUUGUGGGCACUUCGCACGGCUCCAAAGGAGGCGACCAGCGUAACACCAUUUCAGCUGGUGUAUGGAGGAGAAGAAAUGGUUCCUAUAGAGGUUGGAGUAGAAUCUGACUGGAACUACAACAAGAGGGUGAUCCUGAGGCCCUUUCAAGUUGGUGAUCUGGUGUGGAAGAAAAUCAAGUCGAUCGGCGACAUUACCAAACUCGAGGCACCAUGGGUGGGACCUUACAAGGUCGUGCAAAAACUCCACUUGGGGGCCUAUUACUUGGAAGACAAAAAUGGGAGACGACUCAAGCGAUCAUGA
This is a messenger RNA of Zingiber officinale, 603 nucleotides long. RefSeq lists its product as uncharacterized. The record is from RefSeq and is a predicted model, not a curated record. Lineage: Eukaryota; Viridiplantae; Streptophyta; Magnoliopsida; Zingiberales; Zingiberaceae. The coding region runs from base 1 to 603 and encodes 200 amino acids. The transcript is spliced from 3 exons. Gene Ontology annotation, molecular function: nucleic acid binding.